This is a messenger RNA of Podospora anserina S mat+, 1392 nucleotides long. RefSeq lists its product as uncharacterized. Gene Ontology annotation, cellular component: cytoplasm; nucleus; spindle. The record is from RefSeq and is a predicted model, not a curated record. The transcript is spliced from 3 exons. Bases 1 to 1392 code for a protein of 463 amino acids. Gene Ontology annotation, biological process: mitotic spindle organization; microtubule nucleation; meiotic spindle organization. Gene Ontology annotation, molecular function: structural constituent of cytoskeleton; GTP binding. NCBI's taxonomy places the organism in Eukaryota, Fungi, Ascomycota, Sordariomycetes, Sordariales, Podosporaceae.
AUGCCAAGAGAAAUAAUCACCAUUCAGGCAGGCCAGUGCGGCAACAGCAUUGGCAGUCAGUUUUGGCAGCAGCUAUGCCAGGAGCACGGCAUCAGUCAGGACGGCAACCUCGAGGACUUUGCAACCGAGGGCGGCGAUCGAAAAGAUGUCUUUUAUUACCAGAGUGACGAUACCCGGUACAUCCCAAGAGCUAUCCUAAUCGAUCUGGAGCCACGAGUUAUCCACGGCAUCCAAACAGGCCCAUACAGAAACAUAUACAACCCUGAGAACUUUUACGUGGGCAAGAAUGGUGUAGGGGCCGGAAACAACUGGGGCGAUGGGUACCAGACGGGAGAGUUAGUGCACGAGGAGAUCAUGGAGAUGAUCGACCGGGAAGCUGACGGCAGUGAUUCUCUCGAGGGCUUCAUGAUGCUGCAUUCGAUCGCCGGAGGCACAGGCUCAGGCUUGGGUUCCUUCCUACUUGAAAGGUUAAACGACAGAUUCCCCAAGAAGAUCAUCCAGACAUACUCCGUAUUUCCCGACACGACAAACUCCGGCGACGUGGUGGUACACCCAUACAACAGCAUGCUCACCAUGAGACGCCUCACCCAAAAUGCCGAUUCAGUGGUUGUCCUCGACAACGGAGCUCUCUCCCACAUCGCAGCAGACAGACUUCACAUGCAAGAGCCCUCCUUCCAACAAACAAACCAGCUGGUAUCGACCGUCAUGUCGGCCAGCACCACCACCCUCCGCUACCCAGGUUACAUGCACAAUGACCUUGUCAGCAUCCUCGCAUCUCUCAUCCCGACCCCACGUUGCCACUUCCUCAUGACUUCUUACACACCCUUCACCGGUGAUCAAGUCGAGCAGGCCAAGACAGUCCGCAAGACCACCGUUCUGGACGUCAUGCGUCGUCUCUUGCAGCCCAAGAACCGCAUGGUAUCGACCGUGCCUGGCAAAAAGAGUUGCUACAUUUCCAUUUUGAACGUCAUUCAAGGAGAAGUUGACCCGACAGACGUCCACAAGAGUUUGCUGCGUAUCCGUGAACGUCGUCUUGCCACUUUCAUUCCGUGGGGUCCCGCCAGUAUUCAAGUGGCUCUGACCAAGAGAAGCCCGUACAUCCCCAUGGCACACCGUGUCAGCGGUCUAAUGUUGGCCAAUCACACGAGUAUCGCAACUCUUUUCAAAAGAAUUUACCGCCAAUAUGAUGGCAUGAGAAAACGCAAUGCCUUCUUGGAGGGCUACAAAAAGACGGCUCCCUUUGCUGACAACCUCAGCGAGUUCGAUGAGGCUCGAGAGGUCGUCACAGAUCUCAUUGCCGAGUACGAGGCCGCCGAAGAUGCCAACUAUCUCAACCCCGAUGUUGGCAACGAAAAUCCCGCCUCGGCUGAAGUGGACAAGAGGAUGGGUUAG